GUUGACGUUCUGGCAUGCUGCAGCGUCUCAGAGGCCACAUGGAGUUUCCCAUGGAGAUCUUCGAGCCGAUGUGAGGGUGAGCAAGGGCCCGGGCCCCGUUUCGCCCGAAGCGGAGGCUCUGAAAGCUCGGUCGGACCAAGAGAUCACAACCCGAAGGUGGGCACACUGGAGCCCCUCGCGAUCAGAGGCACUUCGGGAUGUCUUGACCCGGCUGUAUUCUGCACGGAAGUUUGGACCGCAUUGGGCGGAUUCUGUGCAGGCAGUCCAUCAUCGCUCUAGCCAUGAAGGUCUUGCGAUGAUGUUUUGGGGACUGGCAUCUGCCGAGUGGUGCUUUGCCAGCCUGGUUCUUGGCUUCCUUCUGGUGAUGGAGCCUUACAAACUGAAUCUUGUCAUGCUUGCCGACAUGUGA
Molecule: messenger RNA, 409 nt
Organism: Symbiodinium necroappetens
Lineage: Eukaryota; Dinophyceae; Suessiales; Symbiodiniaceae
Source: the annotation of a GenBank genome assembly